AUGGAAUUAAAACCAACUAGCUUACAACGUUUUAUUCACUGCGCUUUCGUCAUAUUAGCAAUGUGUGAUGACUCUUGGAUUAAUGAAUCUAAUAUCAAGGAUAGAGAUUCUCUGAUUACGUUGGCUAAGAUUCAGGAGCAAGCUGAGCGAUUUAAUGAUAUGGCGUGUGCUAUGAAGAAAGUUGUCGAGACAUCAAAAACACUGAAUAAUGAGGAGCGAAACUUGUUUUCAGUGGCUUAUAAAAAUGUAGUUGGAUGUUGUAGAUCAGCAUGGCGUGUUGUUUCAAACAUUGAACAGCGAUUGGAUGACCAGAAGAAAAAACAAGCGGGAGAAUACCGUAAAACUAUUGAGAAGGAAUUACAAGCUGUCUGCCAGGAAGUCUUAGAUUUAUUACACGAGUCACUACUCAAAAGUGAAAAUACAGCUGAAGGAAUCGUGUUUUAUAAGAAAAUGGAAGGUGAUUAUUACAGGUAUUUAGCUGAGGUUCUAACUGACGACAAACGUGCUGAUGUUGUAAAACACUCAAGGGAAGCUUAUCAGGCAGCAACGGAGAAGGCAAAUAGUGACCUACCUCCAACUCAUCCAAUCCGUCUGGGCUUAGCUCUAAACUUCUCUGUGUUUUAUUAUGAAAUCGAAAACAACCCCGAAAAAGCAUGCUCAAUUGCUCAGACUGCAUUUAAUGAAUCAAUCGGACAGUUGGACCAACCUGAAAGUGGUUCCUUCAAAGAUAGUACACUUGUAAUGCAACUUCUUCGUGAUAACUUAACUUUAUGGACUUCUGAACGUGAAGCUGCUCAGUAA
Molecule: messenger RNA, 801 nt
Organism: Schistosoma bovis
Lineage: Eukaryota; Metazoa; Platyhelminthes; Trematoda; Strigeidida; Schistosomatidae
Source: the annotation of a GenBank genome assembly